This is a messenger RNA of Epinephelus moara (kelp grouper), 1567 nucleotides long. Its product is annotated as carbohydrate sulfotransferase 8-like. Gene Ontology annotation, molecular function: sulfotransferase activity. The coding region runs from base 330 to 1529 and encodes 399 amino acids. The record is from RefSeq and is a predicted model, not a curated record. NCBI's taxonomy places the organism in Eukaryota, Metazoa, Chordata, Actinopteri, Perciformes, Serranidae. Gene Ontology annotation, biological process: carbohydrate biosynthetic process; proteoglycan biosynthetic process. Gene Ontology annotation, cellular component: membrane. The transcript has 4 exons.
CCGUCCACCGGGAACACACUUCAGCUCUCCGUCCGCCUCAAGUUUGGGCGUUUUCCCUCCCGGUGCUCCGCUCUCAUCACACCCACCGGACAUUUCACCGGAAAAACUACAGACUAACGGUUUUCACGCGGCCUUUUUGUCGCCGUUAUUUUUCUUCUUCUUCUUGGAGACACGGAGGUUGAACAGAACCGGAGAAGACGACUUUCCAACGGACCGGUAAACUCCGCCGACAGCGUCCAUGCUGGUCCCCACACAGGCUGUGCAGUGGUGGCUGAUCUGGGGUCAGCCUGGUGGACUUUAGGCUGCAGGACUGUGCGCUGCGAGUGGUCAUGAAGCUGCCCUGCUCCCUGUACGGCUCCCUGUGGUUCCUCUUGCUGCUGGGAGCCGGAUCUCUGCUGCUGCUCGUCCGCCUGCAGGACCUCACCGAAGUGGUGCUGCAGCAGACCCCAGGUGUCAACGUGCUGGUGGCUCCCAGGUGGCCUGUUGAGAAGGAUGUGGUGACGGACAGCGCAGCAGCUGCAGAUCAGCCUGCAGGGAAGUUUGAAGUCUCCUCUGAGUCUCUGUCGGAGCUUCAGGACUCAGUCGGCUCAAAACAGCCGGUCACCAAACGUCACAGGAAGUUGCUCCUGAAGAAUCCCAACUCUUCCAGCGCUCCUGCAGGUAGAGAGGAGAAGCUACAUUUGCUGCAGCAUCAGAGGCUUGCAGAGACGCAGGCGUCCCGGCGCCGCCUGCUGGCUGACGUCUGUGCCAAAUACCAGCCGGGCGUCACUGAGCGGCGUGUGUCUCAGCGGCAGGUGUCCCGGGUGUACGUGGAGGACCGGUCCAGGCUGCUUUACUGCGAGGUGCCCAAAGCUGGCUGCUCCAACUGGAAGCGGGUGCUGAUGGUGUUGGGUGGCAGCGCCACCUCCACACGAGACAUUCCUCAUGACGCGGCGCAUUACGCCAACCACCUGCGGCGGCUGGAGAGCUACGACCGCGCUGGCAUCGCAGAGAGACUUCGCUCCUACACCAAAGUGUUGUUCGUUAGGGAGCCCUUUGAGCGUCUGGUGUCAGCCUUCCGGGACAAGUUUGAGAGUCCGAACUCGUACUACCACCCAGUCUUUGGACGCCCAAUCAUCUCCAGAUACCGCGCCAAUGCCACGCGCACUGCCCUGCGCACAGGCGCCGGUGUCACCUUCAGGGAGUUCGUGCAGUACCUGCUGGAUGUGCGGCGGCCGGUGGGGAUGGACAUCCACUGGGAGCCCAUCAGUCAGCUGUGUAACCCCUGCCUCCUCAGGUACAACUUCAUCGGCAAGUUUGAGAACCUGGAGGAAGAAGCCAACUUCCUGCUGCAGAACGUCGGAGCACCGAGGAACCUCACGUUCCCCGACUUCAAAGACAGGAACCCCCGAGCUGAGAGGACUUCCUCCAAAAUUACCCAGAGGUAUUUCUCACAGCUCAACGCCACCGAGCGGCAGAAGGCCUUCGACUUCUACUACAUGGACUACCUGAUGUUCAACUACCCCAAACCGUUCAAAGACCUGCACUGAGGACGGGACUAGACCUGGGGGGGUCACUGAGGACAGGA